AUGGGAAGAGAUGAGUAUACAGCUUCUUCUUCAGCGACUGCACCUGCGAAGUCCUUCAAUGCUUGGCCUUGUUUGGUGGUGACCCUUGAUCCCCCUUUGCUUGUGCUGCACCACACCCAGCUGGCUUUUGAGUAUUCUGGAAACCAAGACCCUGUGGAAACCAAGACCCUGUAUCCCGCUUUGCUUCGCGCUGAAUUAGAGAUGUUUAUGAUUCUGCGCAUCCCAGCUGGAGCCUUGUCGAAGGUGCUGCGGCGUUUCCCCGGAGCCUUACAGGGCAUCACUUCUCGCUUAAAGGAGGCUGGCAACUUCCUCAUGAUGAAGCUGCCGGUGCGUUACGACGUGGUGAACUCCCUGGAACUCUUUGAGGAUGCGGAUGUCAGCUUCAAAAAGGAGGUAGCUGCACAUGGCAAGCGAUACGUCUGCACCAUUGGAGAAGUGGUGGUGGAUGGUCGGCAGCCCAACGAUUGCAUCUACGUCGUGGAGUAUGGCGUCUGCAGUCUUCAAAACGAGCUCCGGCAAGAACUUGAGGAGGUGUCCUCGGGAUCACUCUUUGCGGUGUCGGACACGGUGUUUGGUAUUUCCCGAACCCCCGGCACCGUGGCGCAGGUGGUGAGUCCCUUUGCUGCCAUCAUGGAAAUUCGGCAGAAGGAUUUGACGGAUGCCCUGCAGCGACACUAUGACAAGAGGAGGCCUCCGCCCUUCAUGGAGGAGAUCCUGCCAGCCGCCAGUUCCCUACAGCAUCUAGUAGCGACCACUGAGAUUUUUGGCAAAGUCUCCAUGAAUUUCAUCCAGGACUUGUGCGCCGGCGCUCAACUUCGAAGUUAUCUUCCGGGACAGACCUUGUUCAUCCAGGCGAAGCAGGACAAGGGAAAAAUGUUCCUGGUCCGCGGUGGUGCUCUUUUUGUGGAAAAAGAUGGUCGUCGCAUGCAUGAAACAAAUACCUGCAUUGGUGAUUUGGUGAUUCUCGGUGCGGAACAUCAGCGGCCCUGCACUGUGAGAGCUCAGACCUUUGUCUUCACCCUGGAGAUCCCCAAGGCGGUCUUCGUUCAGGCCAUCGACAAGCACCCGGAUUCAAGG
Molecule: messenger RNA, 1077 nt
Organism: Cladocopium goreaui
Lineage: Eukaryota; Dinophyceae; Suessiales; Symbiodiniaceae
Source: the annotation of a GenBank genome assembly